AUGUCCGCGUUCUGGAGCUAUGUUUCAUUUUCUGUUUUGGGGAGCAAGUACCCUAGCACCUCCCAUGUGCGAAAGCGAAUAGCCAUCCUCGUUCUCUCAUGGGCCUACACAGCUGUGUCCACAUUCGGCCGCCUCUAUGGCUCCAGCACAAGCAAGCUCCUAGCACACCUUCCCAUCCUCCGCCUUCCCCUCGCUCUGUGCAAGUCCCUCGCAGGGUUCACGGCCACCUUCAUCAGAGGCGCCCUGGUCGCCGUCAGGUUCUGGGGCCUUGUCGCACUAUUCCCGAAUGGAGGGCGGGAUUUGACCUGGGCGCUUGAUGGCCCAACAUCGACAAGGAAGAGGCUAUCGCACGCGUCCUUGGAUGACUCCCCUUACCCAGAGGUUCAGUCCACCGUCGCCAACACAGAUGACCCCGACAUUCCUGUGAACACCAUCCACGCCUGGGUUCUUGCCUUGAUCUGGGCCAUCAUCGUCCCUGGCCUAAAUCAAUUCUUCUUCUUCCGCUAUCCCUCCGUCCAGGUUACUGCUAUUGUUGCCCAACUUUUGAUCUUCCCUAUGGGAAGACUUUGGGCCAGAAUUGUGCCCAACGUUAAGAUCUUUGGCUUCGAGCUCAACCCUGGUCCAUUCUCCAUGAAGGAACAUGUGCUUGCUACUAUUAUGGCCUCAGUUGGUGCCGGCAGUGCAUACGUGACAGAUAUCGUCGCCGUCAAGAAGGUCUUUUCCAACCAGACGUAUAAUUUCAGCUACCAAUGGAUGAUCGUCAUGUCCACCCAGCUCAUCGGUUUCUCGAUUGGUGGUAUCACUCGUCGCUUCCUGUAUAUGAAUGCCUGGAGCAGCAAGUACAUGCCGAUCAUCAAUGCCGACUCCACCUUCAACGAGGUAGAAUACAAGGCCUAUAGCCCACUGUUCUUGUCCACCACCUUCGCCAUUUCAUAUGGCCUGUCUUUUGCGUCAAUCAUGGCUACACUCCCGCAUGCCUUCCCAUAUUUCCGUAAAACAAAUGUAUACACAGGCUGGUGGUGUCCGCACCGCGGGACAACACCUCGGUGGUGGUGGGUGGGCAGGGUUGGCUCUAUUGGGUUGGUGGCGGGAGCACAAGGAGAGCUUGGAAACAGACCACAGGUCCCACCACAACUUCGAAGAAAUCCUUGGACGUUACCUUUACCUCCGCGAAAUACAGACACAAAUCUCAAUUUAGGUCACCCCAACCGAAUCCAAGCCGAGGAUUCACGAGUUGUCUGGCAAAAAUACGGCGCACCCCAUCCAGCCCACUUGCUCCCCUCAAAUCUACCUCUCGAAAGCCUAGACCAUCUCCGUGACGCUCAUGCACACCGCCGUCUUUGCCCUGACAUGGCUUUUUCCUUUCAGAUUUUGCAACCUACCGGGUAUGAGCAGCCUCACGUAGUAUAUCGUCACCAGGAUCCUGACACCACGAUACGCAGCUCAAAUGCAUACGGCAUACUGAUCGUCAUCUUUCUCUUCCCCCUCACCGCAUACCAAGGCAUCGUAAAUCGGAAGAGUCGACGUUUAUCCCCAGAUCGAAGAUCCGCUGUCGCAAGGGUCAUGUUGAACGCUCGAAGGUCCGGAAGACUAACGGGUGGAGGUGAUUGUGUUGAAUGUGUGCGUUGA
Laccaria bicolor S238N-H82 is the source of this 1629-nucleotide messenger RNA. RefSeq names its product oligopeptide transporter. Gene Ontology annotation, molecular function: oligopeptide transmembrane transporter activity. The transcript is spliced from 13 exons. The coding region runs from base 1 to 1629 and encodes 542 amino acids. Gene Ontology annotation, biological process: transmembrane transport. The record is from RefSeq and is a predicted model, not a curated record. NCBI's taxonomy places the organism in Eukaryota, Fungi, Basidiomycota, Agaricomycetes, Agaricales, Hydnangiaceae.